GUUCGGUGCGGGGAUGGAGGCCGGACUAAGUGCUCGGCCCGCCCUCCAACUUGGCUGCGGGAGGGCGCCGGGUUUCUCCCUCUGUCCUUGCGAGUUGGUUCACCUGUUGUUCUGCGCGGCCUCCGCUGCCAUGUCUGUUGUGAUUCUGCACUUGGAUUUCGGAAAACUUUGUGCCGGAUUGCGUGGACAUCCCCCACCCCUUCCAGACUCCUAGCGGAAAGAUUUGGAAAAAAAAAAAAGAAAAGAAAAAAGGAAGAAAAAGAGAAACGCGUCAGGGGAGAAGAAUAAUAUUCUGUGUGUUAGUGCCUGCCGGUUUGUUACGUCAGAUUUAUGAAAAUAUGCCUCGGUUUGAUACUGUCUUGGAAUUCAUGAGAUGGAAGCAUAGGUCAAAGCUGUUUGGAGAAAAUUGGAACUACGGUUUUAUCUAACCAUAUCCCUGAGGAAUCUGAAGAAAACAGCUUGUGAAAGUCAUCGUCUAGCGAUUUGUUCUUCUGUAAGGAAAUCUCAUUCAGUAAAGGCAUUUAAAUUAGUGAAAUAGUAGGACCAGUAAAUCAAAGUGGCAGUGUACAGGAUACGUGGACAUUGAACAAUGACUCAGCUUUAUACUUACAUCAGAUUAUUGGGAGCCUGUCUUUCCAUCAUUUCUCAUGUUCAAGGGCAGAAUCUAGACAGUAUGCUCCAUGGUACUGGUGUGAAAUCAGAUUUGGACCAGAAGAAGCCAGACAAUGGAGUGACGUUAGCACCAGAGGAUACCUUGCCUUUCUUAAAGUGCUAUUGCUCAGGACACUGCCCAGAUGAUGCCAUUAAUAACACGUGCAUAACUAAUGGGCAUUGCUUUGCCAUUAUAGAAGAAGAUGAUCAGGGAGAAACCACAUUAGCUUCUGGGUGUAUGAAGUAUGAAGGCUCUGAUUUUCAGUGCAAGGAUUCACCAAAAGCCCAGCUACGCAGGACAAUAGAAUGUUGUCGGACCAAUUUAUGCAACCAAUAUUUGCAACCUACACUGCCUCCUGUGGUUAUAGGUCCAUUUUUUGAUGGCAGCAUUCGAUGGCUGGUUGUGCUCAUUUCCAUGGCUGUCUGUAUAGUCGCAAUGAUCAUCUUCUCCAGCUGCUUUUGUUACAAACAUUACUGUAAGAGCAUCUCAAGCAGAGGCCGUUACAACCGUGAUCUGGAACAGGAUGAAGCAUUUAUUCCAGUAGGAGAAUCCUUGAAAGACCUGAUUGACCAGUCACAAAGCUCUGGUAGUGGAUCUGGACUACCUUUAUUGGUUCAGCGAACUAUUGCCAAACAGAUUCAGAUGGUUCGGCAGGUUGGUAAAGGCCGAUAUGGAGAAGUGUGGAUGGGUAAAUGGCGUGGCGAGAAAGUGGCAGUCAAAGUGUUUUUUACCACUGAAGAAGCUAGCUGGUUUAGAGAAACGGAAAUCUACCAGACGGUGUUAAUGCGUCAUGAAAAUAUACUUGGUUUUAUAGCUGCAGACAUUAAAGGCACUGGCUCCUGGACUCAGCUGUAUUUGAUUACUGAUUACCACGAAAAUGGAUCUCUCUAUGACUUCCUGAAAUGUGCCACACUAGACACCAGAGCCCUACUCAAGUUAGCUUACUCUGCUGCCUGUGGUCUCUGCCACCUCCACACAGAAAUUUACGGUACCCAAGGAAAGCCUGCAAUUGCUCAUCGAGACCUGAAGAGCAAAAACAUCCUUAUUAAGAAAAAUGGAAGUUGCUGCAUUGCUGACCUGGGUCUGGCUGUUAAAUUCAAUAGUGAUACAAACGAAGUUGACAUACCCUUGAACACCAGGGUGGGCACCAAGCGCUACAUGGCUCCUGAAGUGCUGGAUGAAAGCCUGAAUAAGAACCAUUUCCAGCCCUACAUCAUGGCUGACAUCUAUAGCUUUGGCUUAAUCAUUUGGGAAAUGGCUCGUCGUUGUAUUACAGGAGGAAUAGUGGAGGAAUACCAAUUACCAUAUUACAACAUGGUGCCCAGUGACCCAUCCUAUGAAGAUAUGCGUGAGGUUGUGUGUGUCAAACGAUUGCGGCCAAUCGUGUCUAACCGCUGGAACAGUGAUGAAUGUCUUCGAGCAGUUUUGAAGCUGAUGUCAGAAUGCUGGGCCCAUAAUCCAGCCUCCAGACUCACAGCUUUGAGAAUCAAGAAGACACUUGCAAAAAUGGUUGAAUCCCAGGAUGUAAAGAUUUGACAGUUAUACAGUUGUAAGGGAGAAUCUAGACUGUAAGAACUUCACCCAAGGAAUGGGUGGGUUAGCAUGGAAUAGGAUGUUGGCUUGAUUUUCAGACUCUUUGCCACAUCUUCACAGGCUGCUAACAAUAAACUUUCAGAACUCUGCGGAAUACAAGAUUUGAACUUCCAAACAUGUCAGUCUUUAUACAUGGACAGGACAACUGUUUUACAGGUUUUAUGAACUACAUCAAGACUCCAAGCCUGAUAAGAAGCCUCUGGUCUAACUCUGGGCACUCAUUCUUCUGUCCAUAAAGUGAUGCUUUCUGUGAAAGCCUUGAGAAAAUUAAUGAACUCAGCAGAGAUGGAGAAAGACAUAUUUGCCUUCUCUCAGAGAAAACAUCUAUUUGCGUUCUAUCUUUGUAAACAGCCUACAGAUUAUGGUCUCUUUGGGAUACUACCUGGUUUAUGAUGGUGCACUAUGCCUUGAUAUGUACACCAGAAUUCCUCUGCUGCCAUGGGGCUUAGAAGAAAAGAAUGUAUGAUUGUGCAGGAGGGUAUUGUGGCUAGCAGGUUAAACAUGCAAUAUCUGAUCAACAUUCGCCAAUCUCAUGGAAGUCAUCUGCCUUGUAUCUGUAUAACCUCUCCACCAACUUUGUUUUCAACAUAACAGUUGUAAAGGCCAAAUGAGUUUAAAGUGUCCAUAAAUUUGGACUAUUUCUCUUCUAUCACCAUUUUGUUUUCUUUUUUGGUAAUUAUUAUUAUUAUUAUUUUUAUAUAUAUAUAUAUAUAUAUAUAUAAAACACCACCUGUCCAGAGUUGAAACUCACCUCUUUAAACCAUUCUUUGGAAGAAAGCACCUCUUGCUGGAGAAGGCCUUGCAGAUUCUGAUAACAGUGUGCAUGCCUGUGGUCAAAUUCUGAAGUCUUUGCUCUCAGUAUCUCUUAAAAAGGGAAGUUGUUUACCGUGUGUAAUGUGCUUUUAUUUUCAAAACCUACAUAAUCGUCUUUCUAGCCAUAUUUUCCUUGCAUACUGAACUCUGUUCCAAACAGCUCACAUGGAUCUUAUCCAUAAUGGGGAAAUGUUUUAAAGUAGAACCAUGUGUGAAUUUCAGAAUUCAUGCAUUUAAAAACUUUAGUCAAAAAAGUUCACUAAGAUAUUGCCUCAUUCUUUUAUGAAGGAUGUCAGCUAAUAUAAAUUUGUCAGUAACUGGUAAAUGUAUUUUAUAUAUCUAAAUCUUUAGAAAUUUGCUUUUUACAGUUUCUGAUCCCUAACUUAUGAAGACAAAAGAAUCAAGCAGAAGUGUCCAGUAUCUGGUCACUACCCAUAUAUACACUGAACCGCUGAAAUAAAAUGAUGCUUUCUUUUUUUUUUUUUUUUUAAAUAGAGGGCUUGUUCUCUCAAAGAACAGUUCUGGUUAAAUCUUACAUGCCGAUAUUAUAUUAUUUAAAUGUUUAUUCGGCGCAAACAAGCCAGGAGAGGAUCAAGUGACAUUGUCUCUUUGAAACAUAAAUUAAAGAUGAUUGCAUUAUAACAUAGUCAACCAUUUUAAUUUAAAUGGGAGGCUGUCCAUCUAUUCAUUUAUAACUAAAUAUAAUACACAAAUUCCACAAAUUUGAGACUCGCUUUGACUAUUUAAUGCGUUUCAUUUAGUGUAACCAAAUCCUGAAAACACAUAGGAAAUUUGAACUACUUAAGCCAAGUUAACCUGGAUAUAUUUUUGCCUGAAUAAACUAAGUCUUAAAAAUCAUUAACAUUGGGCUGGAGAGAUGGCUCAGUGGUUAAGAGCAUUGCCUCCUCUUCCAAAGGUCCUGAGUUCAAUUCCCAGCAACCACAUGGUGUCUCACAACCAUCUGUAAAGAGGUCUGGCGCCCUCUUCUGGCCUUCAGAAUAUUGUAUACAUAAUAAAUAAAUAAAUAUUUUAAAAAAUCAUUAACAUCUUGAUGAUAUACCUAACGAAUGGCAAACUUCAUUCUUAGACAUGCUUAAAUGGUGUGUGGAGGCCGCUGUAUAAUGAUUCUUUUCUGAUUAGCUUGGUCUGAGGACAGGGGGCUACCAGGAAUUAAUCCUAAGGCUGAUAGUGAGUACUGGAGUCACUGCCUUCCCAAACUGCCUCUCAGUACUCGUUAGAAACAGUAACAUUCUUUAAAGGCCAAAUGCUGCUAUAGGCCGUACGUAGAACCCUAAUGUCUAAAGUUGCAUUAAACUUAUUCUUUUCCUCUCCUUCCUCUUACUCUUAAAUUUGAAAUUUAAGCCUGGAGAGAUGGCUCUGAGGUUAAGAGCACUGGCUGCUCUUCCAGAGAUCCUGAGUUCAGUUCCCAGCAACCACAUAGUGGCUCACAACCAUCUGUAAUGAGAUCUGGUGCCCUCUUCUGCUAUGCAAGCAUACAUGCAGGUAGAACUCUGUAUACAUAAUAAAUAAAGCAUUUAAAAAUAUGGGAAAUUCAGUGAAAUAUUUGAAGACUAUAUCAGCCCUUGGGGUCAGUGAGAAGGCUCCUUGGGUAAAGGCACUUCUGCCAAGCUGCCACCUGCAGUGUAGUCUCUGGGUCACAUGCGAAAGGAGAGAACCAGCUAUUCCAUAAUUGUCUUCUGACAUCCACACACUCUUUGGCAUGCAUCCCCCGCAUGCACCCCCCCCACACACACAUAAUGCACUCCACAUAAGUGUAAUUUAAAACAAAAAGUAUAAACAACUGGUUAAAAAAGUACUAUGUAGUUAGUAAUUAAUAACUUUAGUAAUUAAUAACUUGUAAAAAUCUGCAAACUCAUUUGGUCCCACUUUGAAUCUAGAGUUUAAAAAUAUGGCUAACAUCAGCAAUCCUUAUAAAUCAUAAUAUUAUAAAAGCCCAAACCCAACUACCUAAAUACAUAUCAAAUGAUCCAGGAAGAUAUCACGAGUGGUUUGUAUGGUCAGGUGUUGCAGGGGUACUGAGCAGGUAAAGAUUUGUCCCAGCUUGACUGUCUGAGGCUUCUGCGGCACUGAGAACUGAUUUCUCUGGAAAUAUUGUAACAAAAGGUAUUUUAGCAUGUUAUGUUAUCCUUCCCGUGUCCAUAAGCGUUUCUCAGCCUGUAAAGCUCUUGUCCUGGAAUGUGCUGGGUUUCAGCCAUUCGUUCUAAUGUUAUUCCAUCCUUUUUUCUUUUUAGAUGUUUUUCCUUAUUUAGAAUAAAAAGACAGUAAUUUUUCAAGAACCAUGCAUCUCUGAUUUGGCCCAAUACAAGUUGUUGGAUAUUGUCUCUUCCAAGGCAGGUUUUCUAAGUGAAAACCUUGUCUUUUCCAGAUAUGCGUUGUUUUGAAAUGUCUCCAGAUGUCUAAGAUAAUUUCAACAGAAGUUUAAUUCAUGUUGAAAGAAAGGUUAUGUAGCCCUUGUGGUAACAACACAAAUUGAGUCAGAUAUUAAGCAGUGACGGUUUGCUCUCCUCCUGGCUGUGAGGGGGUGGAGACUAGGCAAGCAGAUCUUGUUCCUCUGGUGAAGUGUGUGAAUCUGCAGGAAUGACCAUCCCAUAAGGAAAGCUUAUGAAUAUGGCUUUUGCAAAGAAUUAGACAUAAUACUGUAAUUUUAGGUUGUGCUCUGUAUUCUUUCAGUGGGAUUAUUUAAGCUCUUUAGUGACCUUUGUUCUUCCCACUUAAAAGCUAAUAUGUAGUAUAUAUUGUAUAAAAUGAAAAUAUUAUAGCUUAGGGAAACUGUACAUAAGGCAUUGACUGGUUAAAUGGAGGCAUUUUUAAUAUGCAAUUGUAAAACACCAAAAAUAUAGAUUCAUCUUUGAUAUG
Molecule: messenger RNA, 5935 nt
Organism: Microtus oregoni (creeping vole)
Lineage: Eukaryota; Metazoa; Chordata; Mammalia; Rodentia; Cricetidae
Gene: Bmpr1a
Product: bone morphogenetic protein receptor type 1A
Exons: 13
Coding region: 590-2188 (532 amino acids)
Biological process (GO): BMP signaling pathway; cellular response to growth factor stimulus; protein phosphorylation
Cellular component (GO): signaling receptor complex; plasma membrane
Molecular function (GO): ATP binding; transforming growth factor beta receptor activity, type I; SMAD binding
Source: RefSeq, a predicted model, not a curated record